GUUCGACGGAAGGGAACAGUUUGACCACCCUUGAUGUUCGUCACUCCUUAGUAAAAAGAAAGGGAAAGGAGGACUAAUCAUCUUUGGAAAUGACUGCGAUAUUGUGGUUGGCGUUUUUCAGUAUCAUCCAUGUAACUGCUGCUGGAAAUAUUUGUCGGAUAGAUUGCAAAGUUCAGUUUGUACCGCGGGGAUGUUACAGAGAUAGAGGGGGAAAGUCACGAGCGCUGCCUCAUUACAUCUACAACGAGCGUGAUCCUAGGGUCAAGAAAAAUUAUGGCGGCAGAAGGAUUGAUUGGCACAACUGGGAUGAAUAUUAUCCUGGCUUUGCGUGCCGAUGUGCAGAGGUAGCUAAGGCUCAAGGAUACGACCUUUUUGGUGUUCAGUUUUACGGAGAAUGUUGGGCUGGACAUAGUAGACUUCAAAAAUAUGAUAAGUAUGGAAAAAAUACCAAAGGAUGUAUUGAGGACUCUUUCUUGACAUGCACUCCAUAUAGCCGUUACUGUGCGGGUAAACAGUGGCACAAUAUGGUGUAUCAAAUUGUGGAUGCUACGUGCCCUAAAAUCAACUUCGAAAGGGUUGGCUGCUUUCGAGAUAAACACAAACCACCCAGACCACUACCAGACUAUCUCUUCAACGACAGGGAUCCCAGCAUCGAUAACUUCAGCGGAAAAAGAAUUGAUUGGCGAGCCUGGGAUAUCUAUUUACCAGAGUUUGCCUGUAGAUGUGCCGAGGCUGCGAAGAAAGCAAAUCACACUUUCUUUGGAGUGCAGUUCUACGGAGAAUGCUGGAGUGGCAAGGACAGCCAUCUGACAUACGACAUCGAUGGCCCCAAACAAGGUGGUUGCAUCAACCAGUGUUACGAACCCUGCGCCAUAAACAACAAGUUCUGUGCCGGAAGAAACUUUGAAAACUUUGUGUACAGAAUAGUGGGCGGCUCGUGUGAAGUAGAUAUCAGCCCUGUUGGUUGUUACAAAGAAGACGUUGCGACUCCCGCCUUGGGAGAAAUCUUUCACAACGAGGCGGCACCAGAUAAGCCAAACUUUGCUGGAACUAUGAUCCAGUCUGUUGACAAUUAUGAAGCUUACUUCCCAGAUUUUCUUUGCAAAUGCGCCAGGAAGGCAAGAGAAAACGGCUGGGAGUAUUUUGGAGUCAGAGAACUAGGACUGUGCGUACGAGGGUAUUCCCCAUCCGAUUACGCCCAACACGGACCUUCCCAGCAAUGUUUCGUGGGGAACAGUUCCAUAGCUUGUCCAAACGGUUCCAAAUUGUGCAGUGGCUUGAAUGCAGAGGCCAACUACGUAUAUAAAGUAACCCUUCCAGGAGUGAACCCAGUGGGAGACAUGCCUCAAGAUAUUCCAGAUGAACGUACUAAAGCAGACAUUCCACCGGAGACCGUUAUGCGAAGCCAAAGCCAUCCUAAAGCAAAAGCUCGCUCAUUCGGAAAAACACUCUUGUGAAGCCUCGACGUCUUGACACGUGAACCGAACUUAUCCCAGCUCAUCAAUCGAUUAAAACAUCUCUGUCAAAAACAGAAUUUUAGAUGAUGAAUAGCUAGCCUGGUUUUACUGAACUUAUAGCUGUUGUAAAGGAUUUACGGGCAACAAGUUUAAUUAAUGUAAAAGAUAAAGAAUUAAGGGUGAAUAUUAAAUGCAUUCUUGAGCACUUGA
Messenger RNA from Stylophora pistillata, 1667 nucleotides. RefSeq lists its product as uncharacterized. The record is from RefSeq and is a predicted model, not a curated record. NCBI's taxonomy places the organism in Eukaryota, Metazoa, Cnidaria, Anthozoa, Scleractinia, Pocilloporidae.